GGAGGGAGGGAGAGGAGCUGCGUCCUUUGAAACCUGGGAAAUUUAAGGGACAUCCAUCAAUAAGGGACAGCAGUGGGAUAUGGCGCUGGGAUAAGGGACUGUCCCUCCAAAAAAGGGACGCUUGACAGCUAUGGUUCCAAGGGAUGGAUGAGUUGCAUUUUCAACUUCCUGUACUGAAAAUAUGGCAUCUGAUUUGGCAGAAGGCUGCUUCAGUUCUGGAAGAAAUGACAUCUUGUUCAUGUGUUUACCUCAGGAGCAUGCCUAUCAUUUGUUCGUUCAUUUCAAAAUGGAUGUGCCGCAAAUCCUUAAUACAAUGGGCAGGACACUGUUCCAAUGACAUGCUGGUUUGAUGUAGGCUGAGGGCAUUGCUAGGCAAGUAUACUGUUGCACUCAUAGGUAAUAAGAACCUGUUAGCUUGGCUUCAGUAACUGGUGAGCUAUUGUGUAUGGGGAUGAAUUAAAUCCAUGUAUUUGUUCAGCAUGACUUCUGGCUGAGUUUAAAUGCCAUUAAUUCUGCUCUCUCGUUUCUAAAGUUGGUUUCCCCUCUGCAUAUAUAACAAAUAAAUAAAUCUUGUCUGCCACUUUAUAAAUAAGUAGAAUGGUCUUCUUUGGAGGAAAACCAGAGUGUGGUACAGGAAUCGGCCAGACUUUGUCAUGAACAAAUGGUACUCUCAACUUUUCCAAAGUCAUUCAUAAAAUGUUUGUCUGUCUAGUGGGACCUUUGAUACAGAAGUGCAGGGCACAACAGGGCUUUUUUAAACUUCCAAUUCCAAUAUCCUGUCUGCAUGUGAUAAACAGAGUCUAGCUGGAGUAAGACAGCUUUGUAGUCAUUAUACGUCUCUGUGCAGAAGAUGGGAAUAUACCCUCUCCACACAUGCAUAAACACAAACGUGUGGAAUACUCUCCUUAGGGAGAUGUGCCUGGCACCGUCCUUCUCAAUCUUUAAGUGUCAGGCUAAGCUUUGAUUUACACAGGCUAAUUACUGUUGCCUCCUAUGGUGAUGCUGAUAUUUUAAUGGGCUGGGUGGAGCCUGUCCUUAUGAAUACACUGGUGGGUGAACAUUUCAUCUACAGUGGAACCUCGGUUGUCAAACGUAAUCCAUUUUGGAAGGCCGUUUGACUUCCGAAACGUUUGACAACCGAGGCAAUUGCCAGUCGGCAAAUUCCUUUUGAAAAAAUGAGAAACAAGGCACAUUUGAAAACGGAAGCAUUCACUUCCGGAUUGUUGGUGUUCGGGUUCCGAAUUGUUCGGCUUCCGAAGUAUUCAACAACCAAGGUUCCACCAUAUUUUGAAUUAUUAGUUGUUUUAUUUUUUUAGGGUUUUAAAUUGCUUUUAUAUGUUGUACAGUGGUACCUCGGGUUAAGAACUUAAUUCAUUCUGGAGGUCCAUUCUUAACCUGAAACUGUUCUUAACCUGAGGUACCACUUUAGCUAAUGGGGUCUCCCACUGCUGCUGCACCGCCGCCGCACGAUUUCUGUUCUCAUCCUGAAGCAAAGUUCUUAAUCCGAGGUACUAUUUCUGGGUUAGCGGAGUCUGUAACCUGAAGUGUCUGUAACCUGAAGCGUCUGUAACCCAAGGUACCACUGUAUUUUACUUUGCCAAGUAGGGUUGAAGACAUUUAUAUCGCAUAAAGCUCUAACACCAAUCAUGUUUGAUCUGUUAUGAUGGAGUCUGUUCACUGCCAGUUGUUCUAUGUGUAAAGGUCAAAAGGUAAAGAACCCCUGGAUGGUUAAGUCCAGUCAAAGGUGACUAUGGGGUUGCGGCGCUCAUCUCGCUUUUCAGGCCAAGGGAGCCGGCGUCUGUCCACAGACAGCUUUUUGGGUCAUGUGGCCAGCAGGACUAAACUGCUUCUGCCGCAAUGGGACACUGUGACAGAAACCAGAGCGCACAGAAAUGCUGUUUACCUUCCUGCUGAAAUGGUGCCUAUUUAUCUACUUGCAUUGGCAUGCUUUCGAACGGCUAGGUUGGCAGGACCUAGGGACAGAGCAAUGGGAGCUCACCCCGUUGUGGGGAUUCAAACCGUCAACCUUCCAGUUGGCAAGUCCAAGAGGUUUAGACCACAGCGCCACCUUCAAGUGAUUCUCCUUCCCUCUGCAUCUGCUUGUGGAGACUCCAUCACAUAAAUGUUUUUCAUUUCUUUGGAACGUAGAACUUUUCAAAUGUCUGAGUAUACAUAGCUUAACCUUUAGGUCUGGUACAGUGGCAUGCUGUUAUCUGCAUCAAAUGCUUCUAUUUUUUGCAAUAUUCAGGAGUGCAGCAACAGAAGCUGCACACCUUCCUUUAUAUUUUCUUCCUUAUCAUAAUGGCUAUUGCCUUCCUGUAUAAGAUACAAUUUUUGUCUGGAACUUUUGUAAGCUGAUAUUGCCUUAGCUGAGCACUUCAGUUAUUUAAGGUCCCUCGUGCUGUUGCAUGCAUUCCUGUCCAUACUGACAGUGCAAUCCUAUAUGUAUUUACUCUGAAAUCAGCCCUGAGUGCUCACUGGAAGGACAGAUUGUGAAGCUGAGGCUCCAAUACUUUGGCCACCUCAUGAGAAGAGAAGACUUCCUAGAAAAGACCCUGAUGUUGGGAAAGAUGGAGGGCACAAGGAGAAGGGGACGACAGAGGACGAGAUGGUUGGACAGUGUUCUUGAAGCUACCAGCAUGAGUUUGACCAAACUGCAGGAGGCAGUGGAACACAGGAGUGCCUGGCGUGCUCUGGUCCAUGGGGUCACGAAGAGUCGGACACAACUAAACGACUAAACAACAACAACAACAACAAAAGUCACACUGUAUUCUUUCACAAUUACUCCACAGUUGAGGCCUACAGCCUCAAUCCACACUAACUACAAGUUCUAUAUAUAAAUUCCAUGUAAGCUUAUAAAUAAUGAUUCUCAAAACUGAUUUGCUAACCAUGAAAUGUUUUAUUUGUAGAAAGAUUACUAGGACUCUGCGUGCAACAGCUUCAAAAUAUAUUUCCAUGCCUUUUAAAAGCUGGAUCUUAAAACAUCUGAGGAAGAGAAGGAAGAACAAACAGACUCUUUAACACUUCUAAAAUCAGAGCAAAUCCCAAGAGCCAAUUUUAAUUGAAGACAAAGAGCAAAGAUGUCCUGGGACCUCCAGAUAUCUCAUUAUUACUUUAGCAGACUGAUUUAAUAAGUGUCAAGUAAAAUCUCUCUAUUUUAUCUCUUUAAAAAGUCUUGCACACAGGAGAUCUCAAAUCAGUCGGCCU
Molecule: messenger RNA, 3207 nt
Organism: Podarcis lilfordi (Lilford's wall lizard)
Lineage: Eukaryota; Metazoa; Chordata; Lepidosauria; Squamata; Lacertidae
Source: the annotation of a GenBank genome assembly